Molecule: messenger RNA, 1621 nt
Organism: Centropristis striata (black sea bass)
Lineage: Eukaryota; Metazoa; Chordata; Actinopteri; Perciformes; Serranidae
Gene: vsig8b
Product: V-set and immunoglobulin domain containing 8b
Exons: 8
Coding region: 92-1186 (364 amino acids)
Source: RefSeq, a predicted model, not a curated record
GAACAAACUAAGCUGCAGCAGUAUUGAAGCACUGCCUGGCCUCCAAGGACACACUCUUACCUUGGAUUAUUGCUUCACUUUAAGGGUUAUAAUGGAGCCGGUGAUCACAAACAUGAGAAUAAAGGUGGCUGUGCUGUUUCUGCUAUCAAUUCAACUGAACACAGAUGUGACUGAGGCGAUGCAGGUGACGUCCUCGGGCCCACAGACUAUUCAGAAGGCCCAGGGGGGAACCGUCACUCUAGGAUGCACGUACACCCCCGGCCCCCAGGACACAGGAGAGCUCGACAUCGAGUGGUCUAACGUCAGCCCGGACAUGACACAGAAAGACCAAUUGUUGCUAUCAUAUACAGGGGGCCAGAUGCAUCACUACAAUGACCCCACAGUCUCCAAAAGGCUCAAGUUCAUAGGGGACCCCAAGCAGGGCGACGCCUCCGUGUCUCUGUCUGAUGUGAGGCCCUCAGACACAGGCACCUACCAGUGUAAAGUCAAGAAAGCGCCGGGUGUCGACAUGAGAAAAGUCACUCUCGUAGUGAUGGUUCCCCCCUCAGUGCCAAAGUGUUGGGUUGAAGGCCCAGAGGAAAAGGGUGGCCCAGUCUCCCUCCGCUGCAAGUCUUCUGUGGGAUCAAUUCCCCUCGCCUACACAUGGAAGAGAGAGAGCGGAGGUGCCAUACCAUCUGAUGCAACCCAAGACCUAGAGACUGGGGAGCUUUUGAUAAAGAACCAUACAGACAAAAACAUCGGCAGCUACGCGUGUGAGGCGAAAAAUGCUGUGGGCAAACAGCAAUGUAGAUAUUCACUGCAGGCAUACAACCCUACCAAUAAGGUGGGUGUCAUAGUUGGGGCGGUGAUAGGUGCUCUCUUACUGCUGCUCCUCCUCCUGCUUCUCAUCUGGCUCCUGUGUUGCUGCUGCCAUAAGCGUCGCUAUCAGAAGGAGGUUGCAAAUGAAAUAAGGGAGGACGCCCAGGCCCCAGAGAGCAGACCAACCAGCAGAAACUCCAGUUUACGCUCAGUGAUGGCGUACCGCACCCACGGCGGGGUGCAGUACAGCUCCGUGAAGAAACACCUGUCUAAUGUCAGUGAAUCGGGCCGCAGUGCCAUCUACACAGGCGAGAGUAAUGGUGCAGCCACUGCAGGGGAAAGCCGUGCUCCACUCAAAUACGACCAUAAAUACGGAUACCCUGUGUAACUACAAUCCAAAGGCCUGAGAGACUUUUUAUUUUUAGCAUAAAGCUAUGCCUUCUGAAGAAAGGACUUUUUACUUUCAGUAUAAAUCAUACUGUAAAGAACUCUAUGUAAAAUAUGUAUAUUACAAAUGGUGCAAUGAAAUAUAUUUAACUGGAGAAUAAUGGGAGUGCUGGUAUACGACUUCUGUGGACUCAUAAAAAUCUUCCCUCAGCCCUUGGACAAAUAAAGCUACUACUUGUUGUCUUUCAUAAUGCACUGUAGAAUAUCAUUGCCAUUGAACAUGUUCUCAUUGUUACACUGAUUUUACUAAAACUGUGUAAAAUGUACAUAUCAAGACUUUUUUUAUUGAUGCUUUUUUUUUCCUAUGAUGCAUCUGUAGCCCAAUCAAUGUGCUGCUUUUUUAAAAUAUGUACAAUAAAACAUUUUUAUUAACUGA